This is a messenger RNA of Fusarium subglutinans, 894 nucleotides long. Its product is annotated as Arylesterase. The transcript is spliced from 3 exons. Bases 1 to 894 code for a protein of 297 amino acids. NCBI's taxonomy places the organism in Eukaryota, Fungi, Ascomycota, Sordariomycetes, Hypocreales, Nectriaceae. The record is from RefSeq and is a predicted model, not a curated record. Gene Ontology annotation, molecular function: catalytic activity.
AUGCCUCGACACUCUAGCUCGGUUGAUGGUGCCGAACUGUUUUAUCGCCAUUAUGCUCCAGAAGGCAGAGCCCCAGUAAUCCAAUCCACGAAGAGCCUAACUCUGGUUCUUCUUCACCAAUGGCCUCUCUCAUCUCGCAUGUACGACUCGAUCCUACUGUCACUUUGUGAGACUCAUGGAUAUCGUGUCAUUGCCCCCGAUCGGCGGGGUUUUGGCAAGAGUGACUGGUCUGGACAAGACCCUACAGUUCCCAUUAGCUACAAGGAGCUUGGACAAGACUUGUCGGGCCUGUUGGAGAGAAUCCAGCCCGGGCCUUUUGUGUUUGUUGCCACCAGCAUGAGCACGGGUGAAGCGCUUAUGGCAUACCUCAAUAGCUCAUAUGUACAGGAAAACUGUCAGGGUAUGGUAUGGAUAAGCACGUGUCUACCAUAUCCUACAGCCUCGCCCCAAAAUCCGAAAGCUAUGCCACAGAGCGCAUGGGAUGCUACCGUCACGGCUCUGAGACAAGAUAGGCCCAACUUCAUUGCCAACGGCUUCAAGGGGCCCUUUGGAGACUCAAAUUCUGGUGCAGUCACAGAGAAACAGGUUGCGUUCUUCGAAAACAUCUUUUUCGAAGCUGAUCCCUUUGCCAUUGAACGCUGCCUACAGAUUUACUCUAGCGAAGACCUAUCUGAGCAUCUCAAAAGAUUUGGGCAAAUUUUCCAAAAGCCUUUCCUUCUUAUCCAUGGCGGCGGCGAUAAGGCAGUGCCUGCUGAAGUGAGCGCAGAACGUGUUCAGGAGUCUGUCCCUGGAGCCAAACUGACUUUAUAUGAAGGAGGAGGACAUGUUCUCGUCCUUGCGCAUUCUGAUCGCCUCUUGGAAGACAUAGUAGAAUUUACAGAAGGUCUUGCGUGA